Zophobas morio is the source of this 679-nucleotide messenger RNA. Its product is annotated as mitofusin-1-like. Bases 44 to 679 code for a protein of 211 amino acids. Gene Ontology annotation, biological process: mitochondrial fusion; mitochondrion localization. NCBI's taxonomy places the organism in Eukaryota, Metazoa, Arthropoda, Insecta, Coleoptera, Tenebrionidae. Gene Ontology annotation, molecular function: GTP binding; GTPase activity. The record is from RefSeq and is a predicted model, not a curated record. The transcript is spliced from 7 exons. Gene Ontology annotation, cellular component: mitochondrial outer membrane.
UGUUGGUCACACUUCCAAUGGCAAGUCGACGGUUAUUAAUAGCAUGCUUGGCCAGCUCAUUCUACCAAUAGGAAUUGGACACACCACGUGCAGCUUUUGCUCGGUGCAUGGCACUGACGGAGACGCUUAUAUGAUAGUUUCCGAUCCUUCCGACUCUUGUCCUGCCAAGGACGGCCAUAUGAAUUCUCAGGAAAGUUUGUUAUCGGUAUUGAGCGAAUCUUCUGAAGAUAAUCAUCAGAAAGAAGGUGAUACUGCUUCAAUUAGAAAAGACAGUAUGAAAAAGUUUCGUUGCAGCCUUACUAAUGUUGCUCAGGUGGCAAGCGCUGUCAGCCCCCAUUCCACCAAUCCGACUACAAGACGCCUCGUUAAUGUUUUUUGGCAAAAAAAUAAGUGCAAAUUAUUAAGAGACGAAGUGGUAUUGAUAGACUCUCCCGGGCUCGACCUUGAUAGUGAUUAUAAUCGCUGGAUUAACGAUUAUUGCACUGAUGCUGAUGUUUUUGUAUUAGUGGCCAACGCAGAAAGUACACUCAAGCAAACAGAACGGGAGUUUUUUUAUAAAGUUUUAAAAAAGUUAUCAAAGCCCAAUAUCUUUAUGCUUUAUAAUCGUUGGGACAGUUCUGAUAUGGAACAUUUUAUUGAUGAAAGAAAUGCUACUAUACCGCACAAAGCCAGACUUUAA